Molecule: messenger RNA, 7361 nt
Organism: Alligator sinensis (Chinese alligator)
Lineage: Eukaryota; Metazoa; Chordata; Crocodylia; Alligatoridae
Gene: SRP68
Product: signal recognition particle 68
Exons: 14
Coding region: 1693-3192 (499 amino acids)
Biological process (GO): SRP-dependent cotranslational protein targeting to membrane
Cellular component (GO): signal recognition particle, endoplasmic reticulum targeting
Molecular function (GO): 7S RNA binding; signal recognition particle binding; endoplasmic reticulum signal sequence receptor activity
Source: RefSeq, a predicted model, not a curated record
UGUCAGCGCGACUGGGGGAGGCCGGGCCCGGGCCCCGCCCGCCUCAGGGUCCGGCGCGGUGCCCUUGAGGGCGCCUGUCACGGGAGCGGGGGUGCCAGGGGUAGGGACGGAGCUGAGAGAAAAGCGGGGCCUGAUGGGGCCGGGCCCAGCCGCCAGCACCAAUGCGGGCGGGUUCCUGUGCUUCAUGCGUGGGGGGCUGGAAGGGCAGGGCACUCCCUGGGGUGUGUGCUCGGGGCACCAGGGAUCAUCCCCCUGUGGCUGGACCACGGGCCCCUGGUUUGAUGUGGCCCUGAUGAGCCCCAGUCCUGAUUAGCCCCAGAUUUGGCCCCAGUCACUUGCACACUAGGUUUCCAUGGCAAUUAGCCAGGAUGGUUCCCAGCAAAGUGUUAAUUCAAAUCACUGGUAGGUAGGAUUAUGGGCUUGUCCCUAUCCCUAAUGGCCGGGGCUUGCUGGGAGAUGAAGCACUCAAAUGUGGGCCAAGCCCCUCAAACCCUAAUUUAAGAAAAAUGCUGUGGCUGGCAUAGUCUGGGAAUUACGCGAGAAGCAAGGCUUCCUUAGGGCGCUGUAUUUAUUGGACCCGCAGUGUCGCUGGGAUAACGUUAGACAAGCUUUCCAAGGUAAGACAUUCUUCCUGAGGUCCCAGUUUCAGACCUGAGGAUGAAUGUCUGGCAUUUAGAAGCUUGUCUAAUUUUGUGAGAAGUGAGGAUUUCUUAGGAUGCUGUCUUUUAUUGGGCUGACUAUAUAGUUGGGAUAAAGUUAGACAAGCUUUCGGAUGUAAGAAGAUCGUCUCGCCUUCAAAAGCUUGUCUGACUGCAUCCUAGCUAUGUAGUUGGUCCAGUAAAAGAUACCACCCUCAGAAAUCCUUGCCUCUCAACUGAGCCUGUUGCCUGUUUUUAGCCUGGCAGUCCUGUACUUAAAUCUCUGGUUAAGACCUCGCUUAUCUGCAUGCUGCAUUUUUGUUGCAUGUUGGUAGUCUGGGUUCCCUGCUCUUGGGGUUAACUCAAGCUGAGACUUCAGUUGCGUGUGCUUUAGCACAAAGUAGAAGCCUUGCUAAAAUGAGGUAAGGAGCAUGAGAUCUGGUAGUGUUUAGGAAAGUGGUUCUCUGCCUUCUGAGUCUUGAGCCCCCCCAUGGUAAACACCAGCUUUUCCUGUUUUUGUUCUUGUUUUUUACUACAGAAAAAUACUAGAGGUGCAGAGAACUGAAAAGGGCCAGAACAGGUCAGAAUCUCUUAGUUUGCCUUGUGAAUUUUGUUUGCACACCAAACAGUGCUAACAUGGCUUGACACCCCGCAGCACCCUUGAAAGGAUGCCAGACACCCUGACUGAGAAUCACUGGUUUAGAACAUGAAGAAGCAAGUGGAGCAAUAUUAGCUGUGCCAGGAUGUGCCCUGAUAUCUUAGUCAUGUUUGUCAUAGCUGAUUGGAAAUAAUCUGGAACACCUACAUAGUCCUGUAGAAAUCAUCAGUGUACAGAUUAGGGGGUGUAAGGUCUGCCUGUGAACUAGUUUCAUCACCUCCUUCCUCUCUGAGUAGCAUCUUCACAUGCAGUCUAACAUAUAUCACCAAGCUGUAUAUUUUUAUUCCAGAUUGUACAUCAGGUACGCAUUCCAGAUUAUUUGCAUGCAGUAGGAGCAUGAAGUCUGAAUCUUAGUAACACAAACCUUUGCAAGAAAAGUACUUGUUGUUGAUCCUGAUGGAUGCAGAGAGAGCCUGGAGCUAUGCCAUGCAGCUUAAGCAGGAAGCAAACACAGAACCCCGUAAGCGAUUUCACUUGCUCUCUCGUCUGCGCAAAGCUGUGAAGCAUGCUGAGGAGCUGGAGCGUCUGUGCGAAAGUCAUCGGGUGGAUGCCAAGACAAAGCUGGAAGCUCAGGCAUACAUGGCUUACCUCACAGGGAUGCUGCGUUUUGAGCACCAGGAGUGGAAGGCAGCAAUGGAAGCUUUCAACAAAUGCAAAACCAUAUAUGAAAAACUGGCUAAUGCUUUCACAGAAGAGCAGGCUGUGCUAUAUAACCAACGUGUGGAGGAGAUCUCGCCCAACAUUCGCUAUUGUGCCUACAAUAUUGGUGAUCAGUCUGCUAUCAAUGAGUUAAUGCAGAUGAGACUGAGAUCUGGUGGCACUGAGGGUCUUCUUGCUGAAAAACUGGAGGCACUGAUCACCCAGACUCGUGCAAAGCAGGCAGCCACCAUGAGUGAGGUGCAGUGGAGGGGGAGAACUGUCCCGGUGAAGAUAGACAAAGUGAGGAUCUUCUUAUUGGGGUUGGCAGAUAAUGAAGAAGCCAUUGCUCAGGCAGAAAAAGAAGAAACAAAAGAACGUCUGUUUGAGUCUUUACUCAGUGAGUGUAGAGAUGCUAUACAAGCUGUUCGUGAAGAGCUGAAACCAGACCAGAAACAACGGGAACAUUCUCUGGAAGUGGAUUCUGGGAAGGUGUCCAAUAUUCAGUAUCUACACAGUUACUUGACAAACAUCAAGCUGUCAACAGCCAUCAAGCGCAAUGAGAGCAUGGCAAAAGCUUUGCAGAAGGCACUACUACAGCAGCAACGGACAGAAGAUGAUGGCAAGCACACAGCACGACCUCAGGACCUGAUUCGCCUUUAUGAUAUAAUCCUGCAGAAUCUGGUGGAACUGACACAGCUCCCUGGCUUGGAAGAGGACAAGAAUUUCCAGAAGGAGAUAGGACUGAAGACGCUGGUGUACAAGGCUUACAGGUGUUUUUUCAUUGCACAAUCCUAUGUCCUGGUGAAGAAGUGGAGUGAAGCCCUUGUCUUAUAUGACAGAGUGCUGAAAUACGCCAAUGAAGUGCAGUCCCAGGCUGGAGCUUAUAAGAACAGCUUAAAGGAGCUACCCGAUGUCCAGGAGUUGAUCACACAAGUGAAUGCAGAGAAAUACUCUUUGCAGGCAGCAGCCAUAUUAGAUACAAGUGACACUUGUGAGGCAGAAUCUCCAUCUCAAGUCAAGGAUGGCAAGCCUCUCUCUGAACGGUUUGAGACCUUCUGCCUGGACCCUUCUCUUGUCAGCAAGCAAGCCAGUCUGGUGCAUUUCCCUCCUGGGUUCCUGCCAAUACCAUGCAAACCCUUGUUCUUUGACCUGGCCCUCAAUUAUGUUGCCUUCCCACCUCUGGAGGACAAGGUGGAGCAGAAGGCAAAGAGCGGUCUUACAGGAUAUAUCAAGGGCAUCUUUGGAUUCAGAAGUUAACCAGGGCCUCUCUAGUGAACACAGGUUUAAUUCUGUAUUGUGGAAAAGCUCCAGCAGGUUCCAGAACAUGGAUAUCUGCAUCUGAAACCAAGGGGAAGUUCUUGUCAUCGUCUUCCCUAUGUUCUGUGUAUGAGUCUGUGCACUUGCAUUCUUUACCAGUCUAUUAGAGGAAAGCAGUCUCCCCCAGGGACGUGUACUAUGUAAAUCUGACAUCUGGAGCACAAGGAAAUUUAUUUAUUUGGUCCUCUGAAAAGUUGGAGCUUGUUUUUUGACCAGUGGCCUGUUCAGAGUCAGUACACGCUUGUAAUGGACCAGGCAUAGACAUAACUUGAUUUUCAUUGAUGGCCAACACAACUCAAUACUCUAAUUCAGAAUGAAAAAUAAAAGCCCCCCUCGCAAGGGUGGGGAGGACACAAGAAAAAGGUAGCUGAGGAGCAAACACUAGCUGAGGGGCUGCUUUACAGCUAGCUGUACUCCCCGAUUUAAAAAAAAAUAUAUAGUUUGUGUAAAGAGAAGUCUGUCUUUAUUUUUUAAAAAGGAAAAGUUUCAUUCAGAAAUGACGAAGCUGAAUUUCUUGUGUUAAGAGUGGCAAAUGCACUCUCAAAUUUUAAUGGUUACUUACUCUACCGUGGAGUCUUGCCUGAAUUUUUAUUUUGCUGGGGUCAGUAUGGUCCGUCCUCAUUGUUACACUCUUUUACAAGCCUACAUACACUAGAAUCCAUUCCUGCAAGGCUGCUCCUGUGAACCAACUGAUUUUCAUGGUUGGAUUGAAAAGGAGCUACCCACGCUUUCAUUAAACUGCAAGCCUCUCGGUUGUUAGUUUCCUUCCCUGAUUUCCCUGAAAAAAAGAUGAUCUUUAUUUCGAGUUCACCCCCACCUGCUUAUUCCUCAUCUUCAAUUUCCUGCUUUGGGCAUCCUGUGAUUUGGAAAACGGUUACUAAAGAUGAGGAAUAAGUAACAGGUGUACAGGGGAUUCUUAAGCAAUAAAGAUCAUAUCCCUUGUACUAGGCAGCGUUUUUUUUUCUUCUUUGUUUUUUUGUAAAAGCAUCUAGAUGCUAUGGUGAUAAAUGUUUUCAAAAUGCGGGUAAUUUCAUAAUUAUGUUUUCAUUUUUAAAAAGAUCAUGGACAGAACUGUUCCUAAAUAAAAAUGUAUUUGGAAGUUUUUCCAUGAUCCAUGUUGGGGUCUUUUACUGAGUUUGCUGUAGCUAGAAGCUGAGAUGCAGCAGUUCAAUCAGAUGGCCUUAAACUGUACCUUAUAGGUAGUCUUGGCUGUCAGCUUGACCCUGUUUCACCAUUAUCCUUGGUAUACACUAAAAGGGUGAAAACAAAUGAAACUCUGGCUUGAACUGAUCUGCAUUGCCCAACUUUUGAGGUAUUCCCUAAAACAGCAGUCAGCAGCAUUUUUUUUUUUUUUUUUUUUUUUUUUUUGAGUGGCAGGCCAAAACAAUCCAACUGGGGUCUAAGGUGGGCUGGGAUUUCAGACCUGGCUGCUGGUGCUGCUUCCCGCUGCUGUCUGACUAUAGCAUGUGCAAAGCCUCCUGUCAUCAGAGCUGGGGGGUCAUAAGUUUGCCAACUCCUGCCCUAAAAGAUGUUUUUAUGAUCAGGUUAGAGAGCAAGAAGGAAGGCAAUAGCUUCUAGAUUUCUAAGCUAAUUGUAUGCUUGGUGUUUGUUACAAAUGGAUCUAAUUUGUUAAUUCUGAAAGGUACCAAGAACAGGACUGUGCUCGGAGACUGUUUUAAUGGGGGAUAGAGGAGGGAGAAGGGAACUUCUUGUCCUCUUUUUAUUUUUACAGUGUGCGAAUCAAAUGGGUUUCCUGGUAUUCUGAAUCCUCAGUGCAGCUUCCAACUGGGGAGGGAAUUCUCUACAGAAAAUGAUCUUUAAUGAUGAAGAAAAAUUAAUGUUGAAGGACCUGUUUAUCAAGUAAUUUUAAACAAAUGGGGUCCUGGAACACAAUGAUUUGUCAGUUCGCCACAAAGCCUGUUUGUUUGAUUUAGAAACUACACAAAAGUCAGGCGAUUAAUGCUGACAGGGCCUUUUCCUAGCUGAUCUGCCUCAUGCUGGCUUUUUUUUUUUUUUGACUGUACUUUGCUCUGAACUUCUGUCUCCUUCUUUUUCAGAUUUUAUAAUAAACCACUUUGAGAAUUGUUUUCCUGUUUUUGGGAUGCAAAUUAGAUUCUGGGAAGGGUCUUGUUCCCCUUGUCCUGCUCCAAACCUGUGGGAACUUGGACUCAUUCUGAUGAAUCUUAUAUUGCAGCCUUUCUCUAAUUGGUUGCUGUUACAAAUGGUUAAAAGCAGUUAGCCUCUUUAUGUUAAACCUCUUGUGACACAUAACUGAUUAGCUGGAAACAGAUAAGAAAUCCUUCAACAAUAAAGUCUUAUUCCUGACUUGUGAGGCGUGGAGUUUAUAUUAAGCAUUGAGGAACCAUGGAGCAAUCAUUACCUCCUGAGUUCUCAAUCUUACCCUGUCUUUUCUGAGGCCGAACUCUUUGGGGAUGACCAUCCUCACUUGGAGAGUAAAGAACCAUCUCUGAAGCUUUGGCAUAUGCUCUGUUAUUAGAGGUAACUUUAUUCUUUUCCCUGUAACAAGAACAUGUUAACAAAAAAAAAAAUAGUUCCAAGAUUUAUGAGCAGUCUUGUCAUUUGCAUUCUUGAAUAAUUUGGAAGGAACUGAUACGCCAGGAAAAAUCCAAAAAUAGUAAAAAUAGCUAUUGCUUUUAAUUCAGUAGCUUAUAGCUGCCUGCUUUAUGGAAACCAGAUUGUUAGGUGCUAUGGCAACACAUUCAGUGCUAAAAACCAUCACAUUUUACAACAAUGUAGGAAAUCUACUUGGCAAUUUUUGGUGUGUUUUAAGUAGUGGUAGAAUUCGUCAGAAGGCCAGAGCGUCUACACAGGGGUCCAACUGCAUCGUUAAUAGCCAACCUACCAUCAUGCUUAGGCAGCCAAAGGCAAAGUAUCAAACUAGCAUCUAUUUCUAAACCUGCUAUGUAGCCUUGGCCUUCAGAUAACCAACCAGAGGCAGUCAAGCUCCUGUGAUGAAAACAAAGUGUAAUCUACACACGCGAUACAUGUCCUACGCUUGUAGAUUAAACUUUGUUCUCAUCACAGGAGCUUGACUGACCCAAGUCUAGAACAUGGUGGAGUUGUGCUCGUGCUGUAGUGUUUGUUUUGAAGCAUUUACUAGCUUUACCAGUAACUGAGUGACAACUCUUGUACAGUCUAGUUCCCAGACAGACUCCAGCAGAACCGGCAUUGAGUACAACUAAAAUAAAAACGUUAGCCGGACAAAGAUUCUUAAGGCUGGCAAAGGAAUCUUCAUUGUAUCCUCACUUAUGUCAAGUAUCUACACUUUCCAAAAAUGUUUCACUUGUUGCAUGUAACAGCUGACAUGCCCAGGUGUAGAUGCACCCACCAUCUAUAGUCCAAAGGAUGGGUUGUAGAAGUUAACUUCAUUAACCCAUGAAGAUCAUUCCCAGGCCCAGAAGCCUUUGCCAAACUAAUUUCUGUUUAAAAGAAGGGCUUUGGUUCAGCACAGCUGCUGUCGGCUGUUGUCCAAAAUACUCCAAAGAAGUACCCUCUGUAUAUAUGUUGCCUUCAGCUGAAAAGAGAAGGAAGUGCCUGCACAUUGGUGACGCUUCUGAUUCCCUAAAUAUGCUUUGGUCAAGAAGGGGUGGAAGAAUUAAACCUGCUUGAAUUGUUGGGAGCCUAUCCAACUAGGAAGGAAAAGACUGCAUUGGAAUGUGAUUCCUUCAUACUGUGGGUGUUUAAUCUGCUGUGGGAAGUGGAAAGCAGUUGCCCCCCUUGAGUAAUCUUUCGGGGGUUCUAGGGGCUCCCUCUCUGCACCUGAAACAAAGCAGAAGAAAAGGAACCGUCUCCAGGCACUGGAGUGAGUUGUCCAUCUUCCCUUCCCUCUUCUGCAUUACUGAGAAAGUGGAGUGGGUACCAGGGAGCACUGAUCACUGCAGGAGCACAGAUCCAGACCAGCUGAUCGGAAAUUGGAGUACUAACUGGGCACACAAAGCAGCUUGAAAAUGGAUCUCAACAUUCUCCUGGUACUCCUCUGAGCAAGCCUGCCGACCCCUCUCCAUUACAGAGGCUUCCACAUGGAGUACCUUAUCCAGUCCACGGCAAUGGAGCGCAGUGGCUGGAGGAUGCACCUGCAGCCAUUGUCU